Molecule: messenger RNA, 2944 nt
Organism: Vollenhovia emeryi
Lineage: Eukaryota; Metazoa; Arthropoda; Insecta; Hymenoptera; Formicidae
Product: probable ATP-dependent RNA helicase DDX43
Exons: 12
Coding region: 284-2266 (660 amino acids)
Molecular function (GO): RNA helicase activity; ATP binding; RNA binding
Source: RefSeq, a predicted model, not a curated record
UCACGUGAUCUUGUUGUCAUUUCGGCGUAGGGUAACAUGGAUGAUUUCGGCGGGGACCUAAUGGAUACCUGUGCUCCCUCGUAGAUCGUAGAGUUGAGAUCUGUCGCGAUCGGUGACGGCGACAAACGGGCACGGGACGAGGGUGUACUCCGUGCACUCUGCUGGCUCAGCGUAAUGCGUAGCGUAAUGCGACACCCACGAGUCUAACCGCGAAGCAUCGGUGAGUCUUGCGAAGCACUGAGCGCACUAAUCUUGAACACGAGGAUCUCCGUUACCUCCGACAAUGAGUGACAGCUGGGAAAGUGAUAGGACGUCGGAGAGGAGAUACGACCGAGGUUACGAUCACAGGAGAGAAGGCAGAAGGGAAAGGGACAGUCAGGUUUACAGACGCUCCAACAGAUCAUACGGGGAUAACUGGGGGGGGAGAAGUGACUCGAAUACCCAGGGUCAUCGCAAUGACUCGUACAGAAGGAGAGACGGCGGUAAUGACCGUGCGGACAGCAAUGAUGCUACGAACGCACUUGUUAUGCACAUCGACCCCAACAACAUUGGGAGACUUAUCGGGAGAGGUGGCAGCAAGAUUAAAGCCCUGCAAGAGGAGAGCGGUGCCAUGAUCAAUAUUGAUAAACAGCAGGACGGAAAUGGACAGAGUGCCGUGACGCUAUCUGGUUCGGACGAAGCGCAACAACGAGCCAAGAGCAUGAUAGAGGAGCUGUUAACCGAAAGAAAUAGUAUGCGGGGAAAUAUGGAAUCUGCGCGAACAAUGCAGUCCGAGCCCGAAGGGCCUCGAGAGGUCGACUGGGCUAAUUUUGAUUGGACUAAGGCUAAUGAAGAAUACGAGGAACGUCAGAAGGAAAAGUGGGCGAACUUGCCUCCGAUUAUAAAGAAUUUUUACAAAGAGGAUUCGGUCAUUGCUAAUAUGUCGGAGUCUAAAGUAGCUCGUAUCAGGGAGUCUAACAAUAAUAUAGAAGUACAGCAUGUCUUCAAGAACGAAGGGGGCGAAGACACGAAGAUACCAAAUCCUGUCGAGACCUUCGAGCAAGCCUUUCAGACGUAUCCAGACAUCCUUGGAGAAAUACGGAAACAAAAGUUUGAAAAGCCGAGCCCUAUACAAUGCCAGGCGUGGCCUAUUCUGCUGAGCGGCCAGGAUCUCAUUGGGAUAGCGCAAACUGGAACAGGAAAAACUCUUGCCUUUUUACUGCCCGCUCUGAUUCACAUCGAUGGCCAAGUGACUCCACGCAACGAGCGUCCUGGACCAAACGUCCUUGUCAUGGCACCGACGAGAGAACUGGCACUGCAGAUUGAAAAGGAAGUAGGAAAGUACUCUUACCACGGCAUCAAAGCGGUGUGCGUGUACGGUGGCGGAAGUCGCAAGGCGCAAGUAGAUCUUGUGGGGAAGGGUGUGCAGAUAGUAAUUGCGACUCCCGGAAGAUUAAACGACCUGGUUCAAGCAGGGGUAUUGAAUGUGUCGGCUGUGACGUACCUUAUACUUGACGAAGCAGAUCGUAUGCUGGAUAUGGGCUUCGAACCACAAAUUCGUAAGACUCUCCUGGGUGUUCGACCAGAUAGACAGACUGUUAUGACAAGCGCUACGUGGCCUGAGGGUGUAAGGCGCUUAGCUCAAUCGUACAUGAAAAACCCGAUUCAAGUAUUUGUCGGAUCACUUGACUUAGCAGCCGUUCAUUCUGUAACACAGAGGAUUUGUAUGGUUGCUGACGAAGAGGAAAAAAAUGAUAUGAUGCACCAGUUCUUCCGGGAAAUGGGCCCUUACGAUAAAGUGAUCGUGUUUUUCGGUAAAAAGUGCAAGGUGGACGAUAUCUCUAGCGAUCUAGCUUUAUCGAACAUCGAUUGCCAGAGUAUUCACGGCGACAGGGAUCAAGUAGAUAGGGAGCAGGCGUUAGAAGAUCUAAAGACUGGAGCCGUUCAGAUCCUUCUCGCGACCGAUGUGGCUAGUCGAGGAAUCGACAUUGAGGACAUUACACACGUACUGAAUUUUGACUUCCCACGGGAUAUAGAGGAAUACGUUCACAGAGUCGGCCGUACUGGCCGCGCGGGUCGAACGGGCGAGAGUAUCACUUUUAUGUCGAGACAGGACUGGCAUCACGCCAAGGGACUUAUUAACAUUCUCGAGGAGGCUAAUCAAGAAGUACCUGAGGAAGUAUACAAAAUGGCUGAGAGAUAUGAAGUCUGGAAGAAGAAAAAAGAUGCUGAACAAUCGUGCGUAAGAGGAUUCAGAGGUGGCGGUGGUAGACGCUAUCGCAAUUAAAAUGGCUAAUUAAUGUCAGUAAUUGGAUUACUUUGUGUUCAAUAUUCAGUACAACACAUUGUGAUACUAUUUUUAGCCCAUACAGUCUCGACAAUAUAACUCUCGGGACAACGCAGAAUAUUUCUUUUUUUUUUGGUUAAUUAAGUUAAUUAUAUGACUUAAGAUUUAUUACUUUUUAGUUUAAGUAUCUUAUGAGGUAUAAAUGUUAGAGUACGCUUGCAUCCUUGACAGUUAACAGAUUAAUAGGAUACAUUGUAGUAAUACUUAUCAACAUUAUUUUAGAUAGCAAAAGUAGCAAAAUAUAAUUUUGUGCCACAAAGUUUAUUAAACCAAUUAGCAUAUUUGAUUUUGUCUCCCACUUUGCAUAUUACAUAUUUUGUACAUAUGUAUAUAAAAUAUGUAAUUACGUAUUACAUUAAAUAUGUAGUUUAUGGUUUAAAUGGUUCAAAUGGCAUAUAUUUACAAUAUUUGAAUUUAAUUUGAUCAAUAAAAUAUAUUUUUUAAAAUUAAAUUAGUUCAUACUUUUUAUUAAACACAGAUUGUUUUAGGUAUAUAACACAUUUUUCAUUUUAAUAACUUGCGUUAAAUAUAUUAUUCAUAUGAACAGGAAGUAUGAAAAUGUGUAGCAAGAAUCUGGUAAAUUUGAUAAAUUAAAAAUGGUAUCACUAAAUAUGUUAA